Molecule: messenger RNA, 6963 nt
Organism: Salmo salar (Atlantic salmon)
Lineage: Eukaryota; Metazoa; Chordata; Actinopteri; Salmoniformes; Salmonidae
Source: RefSeq, a predicted model, not a curated record
AAAUCUUUCACAGCCACUUCCUGGUGCUGUUUGUUGUGGAAAUACGUGGAACUGAAACAGCCAACUGUACAGAUCAGGAACAAGGAAGACACAUCGCUACUAGCUAGAAUAAAUGUUUGAAGCAUGCGGUAUCAGCGGUAGGUAACAGGCUGAAAGGUGGAAGUAGUUACAGACCUCUCGUUGCUCCGGAACGCAAGCUUGGUCUAGAACAGCAAAGCCGGUGGCGUGAGCUGUCGCGAUGUUGUAAACCAUGGACAGCAGAAUAAACGAGUUUCCCGAGAGGACGUUUGAUUUGGUACUACAGGUUGCAUGCCCAACAUCUGAAAAUGAAGAUCCUACGGUGCGGUGGAGCUUCCCCCAGGACUACACAGACCAGGAGGUUCUCCAGACGGUGCCCAAGUUCUGCUUCCCCUUCGAUGUGGAGAGGGUUUCCCAGAGUCAGGUGGGCCAGAACUUUACCUUUGUGCUGACGGACAUCGAGAGCAAGCAGAGGUUUGGUUUCUGUAGACUCACGUCCGGCUGCCGCGUCUGCAUCUGUCUGCUCAGUUAUCUGCCCUGGUUUGAGAUCUAUUACAAGCUCCUGAACACGCUAGCAGAUUACCUAACCACAAACCAGGAGAAUGAGCUGAAUGACAUGCUGAACUCUCUGUACAGUCUGCCGGUGCCAAAGCCUUUCACACCCGUCAACCUGAGUGUGACAUCACUGUUGCAUAUUGCCACUGGGCAAGUACUGAAAGAUGCACCAAGCCAACAGCCGCACUCCUACUUCAUAACACCAGAUAUCAACGGCCUGCCCACCAUCCCCGAGAGUAGGAACCUGACAGAGUAUUUUGUGGCGGUGGACGUCAACAACAUGCUACAGCUGUACGCCAGCAUGCUGCACGAACGACGCAUCAUCAUUACCUCAAGCAAGCUUAGCACUUUAACAGCGUGUGUCCACGGUUCAGCUGCCAUGUUGUACCCCAUGUACUGGCAACACAUCUACAUCCCUGUACUGCCUCCACAUCUUCUGGACUACUGCUGUGCCCCCAUGCCAUACCUGGUAGGAGUCCAUCUUAGCCUCCUUGAGAGAGUGCGUAGCAGGUCGUUGGAGGAUGUAGUGAUACUAAACGUUGACACCAACACACUAGAGAGCCCCCAGAAUGAUCUGCAGAAUCUGCCCAGUGACGUGCUCCACUCUCUGAAGAGUAAGCUGAAGAAGCAGUCGACAGCAACAGGAAGUGGAGUAGCGAGAUCCUUCCUCCGCGCUCAGGCUGCUCUGUUUGGAUCCUACAGAGACGCCCUCCGAUACAAACCUGGGGAACCAAUCACAUUCUGCGAGGAGAGUUUUGUGGCUCACCGCUACAGCACCAUGAAACACUUCCUGGAGAUGGCUGUCAACCUGCAGCUCUUCAAACAGUUUAUUGACGGCCGUCUGGCCAAGCUGAACGCGGGAAGAGGCUUCACUGACCUGUUCGAGGAGGAGAUCACUGAGGGAGGGUUCUGUGGAAGUAAUUCCAAGUCUUAUCAACAGUGGGUGCACACCGUUAAGAGAGGCGGAGCGCUGAUCAACACUGCUGUGACUAAGAGAGGCGGAGCACUGAUCAACACUGCGGUGACUAAGGCCAAGAGUCAUGCCAAGAGGGGCAUUCGCAGGCUCAAACAAAGGGAAGAGGAGGAGGGUAGGCCGAUCUGUUCAGGGUCUCCCACCAGCACCAAGAGUCUUUCACCACGGAGAAUGGAGAAGAAGAGACAGCACUAUGACACCAAGUGUCCCAUGGGAUGUCCUGACUUUGCCAUCGAUGGCGAUGAAGAGGACACUGCCAACAAGAUCUCGUCUGAGGACAGUGGGGAGGUGGCGUCUUACACAGAGGACAGCGACGAAUCCUAUUCGCUGAAGCUGGACACAGACUCCUCCCACACGGGCCAGAUGAACCUAUUGGAGGAGAUCCUGGACUCUCUGAGCACCACCAGCACAGAGCACGGCAAACUCAGCGCCGCCAAGAGCCUGGACUUCAGUACAAUGGACAACAUCAACUACAAGGCAACGAACACGUCUAACCCCACCAGUGAGAGCAACCUGCCCCAGGUUUGUACUAGUGGCAGUGGGGUGGUGGGGAGAAGAGGUGUUGGAGGAGGAGAACAGGGAGGGGGCUGGCAGGACGACGGUGCCCUCCACGGGAAGCACCUGCCCCCCUCCCCACGUAGACAGCCAAGCAAGAGCAGCCUCAAGAGGCAGAAGCAUAUCCCCUCAACAUCCUCUCCACCCGUCCUAGCUCCAGCCUCAGUGCAGGACAACCAGGUCCCCAAUCUCCAGCCCAAGACCCAGGCCCCUCACACCAAGGCCCAGCAUAAAAUCCAACCUAAUCCCCAGGCCCUUUAUGUCACACCCCCUAUCUGUCUCUCUCAGCUCCAUCCAGAGGAGUCUUCCCUCCCCACACCUCCAUCACCAUCCCUGGGAGACCACCACAUCUCAUCCAACCGCUCUCCAGCACCAACUCGUGCCUCCACAUGCAAUCCUCCACUGGAAACACACACACCACCGCUAACCCACACUAGAGAGUCCCCAAACCCCCAGUUGCUCAGCCCUGAGUCCAAACCCCAGACCACCUCCAGCAUCCUGCGGAGGAAGGUGCUGUCCAAGGAAACGAUGAGGCAGUACCAGGACAAGAAUCUCCAGAGGCAGGGCAGCAAGAACCGAGAGAGUCUGGGGGUGAAGGCCAGGCAGCCUUCAGUGCUGGUGCCCUGGGAGAGAGAGAGCCCAGAGGAGAUGAGUCAGGGAGAGGACCUGGAGCUGGGGCAAGAACAGGACAGGGUCUCGGGGGCAGAGGUCCAGGAGAAAGGACUUCUGGAGGAGAUAGAUUCCAUGUGUCAUCUCGGCUCAGACUUUCAGACCAGCCUACAACUGUCCCAGGUCCACUGCAAAACCAACAACACACAUGAUAAUACCCAUGACAACAACCACAGCCACAGCAAAGCCACAGACAAGUCUUGAGACAGAAGCAGGGACAGGGACAAGGGACAGGGGUGGUUGAGGUAGACGUUGGCUCUAACCACAGAUCUACAAUCAGAAUGCCCUCCUCAAAUCCUAACCUUAACCACUGAGGGAAAAAAUGCAAAAACAGACCUUGGACCGCAGGAAGUCACAGUGGCACUGCCAGGCAACUGGAAAUGAUGCGUGUGUUCGCCCUGAUACGACUCUUUAACUUACACUUGUCUUCCUGCCAAGUUUAGGGGUCUGAGUUGAAGACCGGUCAUCUUGGUUCUCUUUCUAACAUGCAACAGAAUUCAAACAAACCGUCUUAUAAAUGAAACAAAGACUUACCAUGUAAACAAAGGGAAAUCUGUGGUGGAUUUUCACUCGCAUGAAAUAGUACUUAUUACUCAUUUACAUGGUACUAAAAGAUGAGUGUGUUUUAAUUAACAGAGAAAACAUUUAGUUUCCCUCAGAUCUGAAAGUAUUGUAAAGACCCAAAGUACCCCCCCCGACCUAAGUGUUCUGCUGUAUAGUUGCCUAACACGAUGCCUUAAAUGGAGCUGGGAUUUGCUUUUGGCACGGCUCAGUCUUAAAAUGUCUAAUAUAUAUAUAUAUAUAUAUAUAUAUAUAUAUAUAUAUAGCUGUUACUCUGGAAACGUUUCAUCUGCUUAGAUCCACUGUCACACGUCAUGAAUGUGGAAAAUGGACAGCUUUUUCACUGCACGUAGAGAUAGUAAAGGUAGUUUAAUAUAUGUUGAUCCGUUUAGCCUAUUUAGAGAUGUCUUUUUCUCAAGUGUUUGUUUCUCAGGAGGCUCCUGUUUGUCAGGACAUAAAGGAGAAGAGGAGUUGUGUAAACCGAUGAUAGGAAUGAAUAGACAAUCCACUUUCUCUCUCUCGGUCUCUCGCUCGCUCUCUGUCUGUUUCUCUCUCUCCAUCUCUCACUGUCUGUUUCUCUCUCUCUCUCUCUCUCUCUCUCUCUCUGUUUCUCUCUCUCUGUUUUUCUCUCUCUCGGUCUCUCGCUCUCUGUCUGUUUCUCUCUCAUCUCUCUCUGUUUCUCUCCAUCUCUCUCUCUGUUUCUCUCCUUCUCUCCACUUCUUCCUGCUCGCCUUCAUUCACCUUUCCUUGCUCACCAUCUUACAACAUCUCUUUCCAUCCUCCUCUCUCUUCCGUCCUUCCCCCUGGUUUUUGGUGCUGACAGCUAAAAUAGAGGCUGACAGUUCAAAUGGAGGCCAGUAGAGUUGAGUGCUUUAGGUGGAGUGGGAUUUCACAAACUAAAAUCGUUGCUAUGAGCGCACACCAAAUGAAAUGCAAGCUUUCUCCUAAACACUGAGGUGACGCUUUCACACUGUGUUUUACCAGAAGGCUUGAGAUGAUUGUAGAAGGAUAACAAAGCAAUACGGCUCUCCUCAGAGAGUAUGGACAGACGUCUGAAGUGAUUUUAAAACAAUCUCCCAUGGAGAGAAUGCAAGCCCUUUGUGUAAUGUCCAGAGAUUGUGACCACUCACUAUAGUACAUAGACAGAAGAAAGUAUUUUCCAGUGCUUGUUUGUGGUUGUUAUGUUAUGAUGAUGACUUUAGCCAGUUUUCUCUAGUGCUGUUGGGGGUGCCAAUUUAACGGUAGCCCUCGCACCCUCCUGAGUGCCGGGCUGUGCUAACGAUGAGGUUGUAAAGCGUUCGCCGUGGUUCUGAGAAGUCCCUCGUCUCAGCUAUUAAUUUGGAUUUGAAAGGGCCCGUGUACAAUUUGUUGGCCUGUUUUAUUUCACUCCCCAAAAUGUUACCUAUUUGGACAGUUUUGAAUUUUGAAAGCUGUCAAUAUACUAUGCAAAAAAAAACAUUUAAAGUUUCCAAAUUCUGAAUAGAAUUUUACUUUACCAAUAUUCAUGAAUUGUAAUCAGAUCAGGUAAUUGAUAAUCAUACAUUGAUUAACUGAUGGUUUCAUUAGAUUGUCUGUCAUUUGGCCAAAAUGUGGGUUUGUGUGUAAGAAUGAAGGGCGUGCCUUAUAGUAUAUGAGUAAUACUUAGUGUGGUCAACACAAGGUAUUAGGGACAAAAUGCCAUUGCUAAUGUAUCUUUAAGCUGCUAUAUGUAACUUUUUGGGUGACCUGACAAAAUUCAGAGUUAUAGAUCUUUCAUUCUCAUUGAAAGCCAGUCUAAGAAGCGAUAGAUCUGUUUUAUGUGCUCUAUUUCUAUGCUUAGUUUAUGGGUCUUUUACUUUCGAUUUUGUACACCAGCGUCAAACAGCUGAAAAUACAAUAUUUUGGGUUAUUGAAAAGAUAUUUCACAGCGGUUUAGAUGGUAUAAUGAUUCUCUACACUAUACUUAGUUGUUUUGUCGUGAACUGUUAGAAUUUCAGGAACCAGGAAAUGGAGGAAUGAUUUCCGCAUAGUGUAUCUUUUAAAGAGGUCAAGUCCUCUCAACUUUUCAAUAGCUAUUGUCUGCAGUGUAUAUGCAUGGAAAACCACUGGUCCACUCAGUGAUGAGACUCAGAGAUUAAACCACAUCCUUAAAUGUAUGUUGUCAGUUCUUUAACCUAUGAAACAUAGUUCAACCUAUUUGAUCUACUAGACUGUGUCAUUCUAGCUCUGUUUUCCAUGUUUAUAAUCAAGCUUAGCUUACUGUGUGCUGGUAGUGUUUUUCUCUUUGCUAGUAUUUCAAUGAUCUUUCUGACUGAGCUCACAAAAUAGAGAAUGAUCUUUCUGACUGAGCUCAAAAAAUAGAGAAUGGUCUUGCUAUUUCUUUGUUGGAAGAUGUUUUCUAUGUAGUUAUAUUUCAAGCUUUGUUUCAGAAUGAUGAAAUAUUAUUUUCAAUGAUUGGACAUGUUUUCUUUUCUGAUUACAGUAUUUUAAAUGGAGUUUAAUAAUAUAUAGUAUAUUGUAUCAUGAUUCACAGAACAAACACCUAAAAUGUUAUUGUUGUUAGAUCUUAUUUUGGGGGAAAGAGGCAUUUUUGUAUAAUAAAAAAAAAGGUGUUAAAAACUCAAACCAUUUUCCAUCCAGUCACUCACUUAAGCACGUUACAGUAUUUCAGUUCAUGAGGUGGCAAAAAUUCUUGCAAUUAAUUGACUUUAUUUUUCAGUUUUUGUUAUACAUGUACAGUAGUAUAUGAAUGAUGUAUUUUUAAAUUCAAAAUGUUUUUUUUUUUUCUUCAAAAUAUUACCCAUGCUCUGCUAAUCUUAUUUUGUUGUUGAAUGGUUUUUUUUUCUUUUUUUUUGUUAAUCAAAUCAAAUGGGGAAAAAAAGAUGGUGUCGGGUCUGGUAGUAUUGUCCAAUAUCCUUGCCUUGCAAACAUGGUGUUGAAAUACUGUACUUAGUAGUUAUUUUAUUAUCAAAGUGAAUUGAUUUCUCAUGUACUACAUGACUACUGUAUUUAACUGCUGUGGAUUGUGAUGGUUUACUUGAGCAAUGCCUUCCUAACACAGUCGGCCAGGAUCCUGUGUGGCUGAUUAUCAGUGUACUGAAAAGCUGGUAUUUGUAUGACUGAAUGUCUGGUUACUAUCUCACUGCUUACAUGCUGAUGCAGAAGAAAACAGGAUAAAAGCUGACAGCUUCUAUUCUCUUAUGCUAUGAUUACAUUUCCUUUUUUUUCCUAAUACCCAUGUGAUAUUAAAGAUCAAAACCACUGAUUGUCAAGAACUAACGGAGGCAUAUCACUUGUCUUUUAAAAGGUCCAUUUAGUGACUGACAGUACUGAGAAUAGCACAGUUCAUUCAUUCACCUUGUUCACUGGUCCCUAGACAUGGUACUGUAAUGAUUUGAAUAUGCCGUGUACAACCUACUGAAGUCUAGUGUGUGGAAACUUACUUGACAUGGUACUGUAACUUACUUGCAUGUUCUCAAUGCAGAGAAAAAAAAACAACAUAUAGGUGAAUGUAGUGUGUUUUGGACUGAGUGGUGCAACUUUAUCCACUGUAUCCACUGUGAACUUAAACAUUCAUUAUGUUCAUGUAUGUGCAACAUUUUCCUGUAUUCCAUUUUCAAUUCUAUCUCAAUAAAUAAUAAUACGAAAGGUCA